This is a messenger RNA of Mesoplodon densirostris (Blainville's beaked whale), 807 nucleotides long. RefSeq names its product aquaporin 8 (gene AQP8). The record is from RefSeq and is a predicted model, not a curated record. Gene Ontology annotation, cellular component: plasma membrane. Gene Ontology annotation, molecular function: water channel activity. The coding region runs from base 16 to 807 and encodes 263 amino acids. Gene Ontology annotation, biological process: water transport; transmembrane transport. Lineage: Eukaryota; Metazoa; Chordata; Mammalia; Artiodactyla; Ziphiidae. The transcript is spliced from 6 exons.
GUCACCUCCGCCCUGAUGUCUGCAGAGGCAGCUGCAUCCAUGUGUGACCUGGAGUUUGGUGGCAUCAAGGUGAAGGAGCCCAGCGAGGGGGGCAGGUGGCGUGGGUGCUGGUACGAGCGGUUUGUGCAGCCCUGCCUGGUUGAACUGCUGGGCUCUACCCUGUUCAUCUUCAUCGGCUGCCUGUCGGUCAUCGAGAACGGGACCGACACUGGGCUGCUGCAGCCGGCACUGGCCCAUGGGCUGGCCCUGGGCUUGGUCAUCGCCACGCUGGGGAGUAUCAGUGGUGGACACUUCAACCCUGCAGUGUCCCUGGCAGCCAUGCUGGUCGGAGGCCUCCACCUGAUGAUGCUCCUUCCCUACUGGAUCUCCCAGCUGUGUGGGGGGCUGAUCGGGGCCGCCUUGGCCAAGGCGGUGAGUUCCGAGGAGAGGUUCUGGAACGCGUCUGGGGCAGCCUUCGUGACAGUCCAGGAGCCCAGGCAGGUGACGGGGGCAGUGGUGGCAGAGAUCGUCCUGACGACGCCGCUGGCACUGGCUGUCUGCAUGGGCACCAUAAACGAGAAGACUCAGGGCCCUCUGGCCCCAUUCUCCAUCGGCUUCUCUGUCACCGUGGACAUCCUAGCAGGGGGAGCUGUGUCUGGAGCCUGCAUGAAUCCUGCCCGUGCCUUUGGACCGGCUGUGGUGGCCAACCAUUGGGACUUCCACUGGAUCUACUGGCUGGGCCCACUCCUGGCCAGCCUGCUUGUAGGAGUGCUCAUCAGGUUCUUCAUUGGAGAUGGGAAAACCCGCCUAAUACUAAAGGGGCAGUGA